Camelina sativa (false flax) is the source of this 1866-nucleotide messenger RNA. RefSeq names its product putative fucosyltransferase 4. Gene Ontology annotation, molecular function: galactoside 2-alpha-L-fucosyltransferase activity. Gene Ontology annotation, cellular component: membrane; Golgi apparatus. NCBI's taxonomy places the organism in Eukaryota, Viridiplantae, Streptophyta, Magnoliopsida, Brassicales, Brassicaceae. Gene Ontology annotation, biological process: cell wall biogenesis; xyloglucan biosynthetic process. The record is from RefSeq and is a predicted model, not a curated record.
ACACAUUUUUAGAAUAUUCAAAGUUUUAUCUUAUGAUUCAUACGAGUUGUAAUCAGGCCUUAUAUAUUAGAGUUGUAAACUUUUUUUGAAGCCAUCUUCAUAAUUAUUAACCGAUCAAAACAAAAGUCAACAUGUAUCACAAGUUUGAGAUCUCCGGCGAAGUUAUUAAGGCUUUGGGGUUGAAGACGAAAAUUCUGAUAACAGUCAUCGUCUUUAGUUGCUUACUAAUUCUGUCAGUAAUGUUACUAUCAUUCUCAAACAAUUUCAAUAAUCAACUUCUUGAUCCUUCAAUCAACGACGAAUUCGAAACAUCAGGGGACAAACUGAUAGGAGAGCUUUUAACAGCUGAUUUCGAUCAAGGUUCUUGCGUGAGUAGGUAUCGUAAAACUUUCUGGUACCGCAAGCCUUCCCCAUACAAGCCUUCUGAAUAUUUGGUCUCUAAGCUUAGAAGCUAUGAGAAGCUUCACAAACGUUGCGGUCCUGGCACAAAAGCUUACAAGAAAGGAACAAAGAACCUUAGUCGCGAUAAUAAAAACUACGCAAACGAAUCAGUUGGUGAAUGCAGAUACGUUGUUUGGAUCGCGGAUUACGGGCUUGGAAACAGAAUGCUUACUCUUGCUUCUGUCUUCCUCUACGCUCUCUUGACAGAUAGAAUCAUUCUUAUUGACAACGGCAAGGAUCUUGGUGAUCUUUUAUGCGAGCCAUUUCCAGGUACUUCAUGGUUGCUUCCUCUUGACUUUCCAUUGAUGAAAUAUACUUACCGCUACAACAAGGAAUACUCUCGUUGUUAUGGAACUAUGUUGGAAAAACGUGCCAUCAACUCUACCUCAAUCCCGCCGCAUCUAUAUCUCCAUAUCCUCCAUGAUUCAAGGGAUAGUGAUAAGAUGUUCUUCUGCCAAAAGGAUCAAAGUUUGAUCAACAAAGUCCCUUGGUUGAUUGUUAGAGCCAAUGUUUACUUUGUUCCAUCUUUGUGGUUUAAUCCAACAUUCCAAAACGAACUAACUAAGCUGUUUCCGCAGAAAGAAACCGUCUUUCACCAUUUGGCUCGGUAUCUUUUUCACCCGACAAAUCAAGUUUGGAGUAUCGUAACUAGGUACUACCAUGAUCACUUAUCCAAAGCAGAGGAAAGACUCGGGAUUCAAAUACGAGUUUUUCGGGAUCAAGGUGGAUACUACCAGAACGUCAUGGACCAGAUCGUAUCUUGCACACAAAGAGAGAAACUUUUGCCUGAACUACCUACGCAAGAAGAAGCAAAAGUCAAUAUAUCGAACAUCCCAAAACGUAAAGCUGUUCUUGUCACAUCUUUGUCUCCGGAGUACUCUAAAAAACUAAAGAACAUGUUUUCGGAGCGAUCAAAUUUGACAGGGGAGAUUAUUAAAGUUUAUCAGCCAAGUGGAGAAAGAUAUCAACAAACAGACUCGAAGAUCCACGACCAAAAGGCGCUUGCUGAGAUGUAUCUUUUGAGCUUAACCGAUAACAUUGUUACAAGCGCAAGGUCUACAUUUGGAUAUGUUGCUUAUAGUCUUGGAGGAUUAAAGCCAUGGUUACUUUAUAUGCCAAAUGAUCGCACAGUUCCUGAUCCGCCGUGUGUUCGAUCCAAGUCGAUGGAGCCAUGUUUCCUUACUCCUCCGUCUCAUGGAUGUGAAGCCGAGUGGGGAACUAACUCGGGAAAAAUUGUUCCUUUUGUUAGGCAUUGUGAGGAUAUAUACGGCCUUAAGGUUUAUGAUGAAUUAUAGAUAUUGUUUAUCACAUUUUAUUUCAUUGGAUUAUUAAAACAUAGGAGAAAAAUCAUCAUUUUCAUUUAUUUUUUCUUCUAUCAUGUUACCACAUAGAAAUAAUUAGUUGUUAAACACGUUUACGAGGUUC